CCAAAGCACCAAAAUUUCCGACGUGUCGAAAGCGUAUUGGCUGGGACACUGAACCCUAAGACUCCUCUAUAGAAUGAAUGCGUACGUCAGUACCAAAUCAAUGAAUCUGAGAGACAGAAACACUGAGACGUUGAAGAACUGAAGAAGCAAGAGAUGGCUCGGACGACGUCGUUUUUGCUCUGCACCCUGGUCCUCUUCGGAACCCUAGCUCUCACCCAGGCAAAGAAGUCAAAGGAGGAUCUGAAGGAAGUGACCCACAAAGUUUUCUUUGAUGUUGAGAUUGCUGGCAAGCCUGCUGGUCGGGUUGUAAUUGGUCUCUUUGGGAAGACGGUUCCCAAGACUGCAGAAAAUUUUCGAGCUCUUUGCACAGGUAACCAGCCACUCAUCUUCAGAGGUGAUUUCACACUUGGUGAUGGAAGAGGUGGAGAAUCAAUUUACGGAGAGAAGUUUGCUGAUGAGAAUUUCAAGCUGAAGCAUACUGGCCCAGGGCUUUUGUCAAUGGCAAAUGCUGGUUCCGACACCAAUGGUUCACAGUUCUUCAUCACAACUGUGACAACUAACUGGUUGGAUGGCAGACAUGUUGUAUUUGGAAAGGUGCUGUCUGGAAUGGAUGUGGUUUACAAGAUUGAAGCCGAAGGAAAUCAGAAUGGCACACCCAAGAGCAAAGUCGUGAUCGCAGACAGUGGCGAACUGCCUCUCUAGAUGUUGCUAUCUUUCUCCAUAUACUGAGUGAUAGUAGUUGUAACUGUUCUACUUAUCCUUAAUUUUCCAUGUUUGAGAUCGCUGAAGAUGUUAUAACUCAUGUACCAAUAGAUUUCUUAAUUUGAAAUGGAUAUUUCAAGCUCUUCUUU
This is a messenger RNA of Prunus mume (Japanese apricot), 851 nucleotides long. Lineage: Eukaryota; Viridiplantae; Streptophyta; Magnoliopsida; Rosales; Rosaceae. The record is from RefSeq and is a predicted model, not a curated record.